GGGGGAAAUAAAUAACAUUAAAAGCAAAUUAAUUUAUAAAUGCAUUAGCAUCCAUAAGGUGCAGCUAUGAUAAUAUAUAAAAUGUGUUAAUCUGUCCAUGCUUACACCUUGCAUUCGUGCUUUUCGCGCUUAAAUGACACCACAUAAUAACGUUUACCCUUUGGUAAAUCCUUUAUAACAGAAAAGGGAAUGCAACGAUGUGUUUCAGGACCAAGGUCGAAUAGUCUGCAAACACGUUAUGUCCAUAUUUAUUUCGACGAGCCUAGAUUUAACAUGGCGUGUUUGAUUUGCAACAUCGACAAGUUGUCGAAUGAAUUUCCACCUAAAAAUGUUACGACAAAUUGUGUGCAUCCGGUUCUGUGCUGCCUGCGGUUAUAUUCAGUGCACAAUGAAGUCAGUAAAAGACAGAUCAAAAUGUCCCCAUCCAGGCUGCGACCAAUCCGCAAAUCUAACCGAUCACACGCUGCAGUUUUUCGAGGCGAUUUUGAACGACAUGUUUAAAGAAUACACAGUUGCAGAUGACUACGCCCCUUCCACAACAGCCGCUAGUGACGGUUCAUCGUUUACAGUGUCGCUACUUAAUGGCGAGAGUGCGAGGUUUCCUUUCAAUCCGAAAAUGGAAGUCGAAGGACUGAAGUCGUUGGUUCAAAAACAAAUGAAGCAUGACGUGAACAAACAGAAGCUGCUCUUUAGGGAAAAAGAACUUGCGGUCUAUUUGGAAAAUGGCGACAGGGCAAGACUCUGUGACUUCCAUGUACAACCAAACUCUAAUAUUAUGCUCAUGGUUCUUUUAUUUGCAAUCCCAGAGAAAAUCAACGAUGUGGUAUUUGAUCUGUAUUGGGGAUAUCCCUCAACUGGUAUGGAUUACCUAGAUGCCUCGUGUUUAUUGUUCAACGGCAAGCAAUGUGACAUGUUAUGCGACUAUGCGCGCAGGCAGCCCUGCCCCGCGAUACGUCAUUCUGGUGAUGUAAUGAAACCUACCCAGGGACAUCACACGAUGAAUGUUUCCCUCAAGGACUUGCCAUCGUCAAUAACGCAUCUUUUUUUUACUUUGAGCGCGUGGCGUUCGGCGAACAUUUCUAGAUAUCCGAACCCUAGUUUGAAGUUUUACGAGGCCGCCAACCCGAAUAAGGACCUGUGCAAGACCACAUUUGGGCACGCUGGGGCAUACCAGGCCGUGGUCAUGUGCUCGCUGUCACGUGGCAAGCACGGUCGAUGGGAGAUCUUCGAGUCUGGAAAAUGUUCAGCCGGAAACGCCAGGAAUUAUGAACCUCUGAAAGAAACUAUUCAAUCAUUGAUAGCGCAAGGGUUUUAAUACAGUGUACAAGUGUAUCGCAUUUUAUUUUCAAAAAUCGUUGAAUUGACUGUUUGUAUGUGCUCUAUAUGUAUAAAAAAUGGAUAAUAGUGUUUGAUAAUAGUAUACUAUUUACAAGAUUGUUCGGUAAAUUGUGUGUAGUAUAAUUGUUACUAUAUUGUGCAUGAUUGUGCAUGAUUUAAGAUAAGAGAUAUUUGAAUCCAGAAAAAGGUCAGGUAGCAACGCUUUGAAUCAUAAACCGCUUCAAGAAACAAUCCAGUCAUUAAUCUUGGAAUUCUUAUCAUAUUUAUAUAAUUUCCUUGCUUUUGUUCUUGUUGUUGCUGAUGUUUGGACUUUUUAUCACUAUUUCUUUUGUUUUCAAUUAAAAACUACACGAUUUCAAUAA
Dreissena polymorpha is the source of this 1700-nucleotide messenger RNA. RefSeq lists its product as uncharacterized. Bases 311 to 1315 code for a protein of 334 amino acids. Gene Ontology annotation, molecular function: protein binding. The transcript is spliced from 3 exons. The record is from RefSeq and is a predicted model, not a curated record. NCBI's taxonomy places the organism in Eukaryota, Metazoa, Mollusca, Bivalvia, Myida, Dreissenidae.